AUGAAACUCAAUAAGCCAUUCCUGGCCAUUUAUUUGGCUUUCAACUUGGCCGAGGCUUCGAAAACUCCGGAUUGCAUCAAUGGUCCGCUGGCAAAGACCUUGGCAUGUGAUACAACGGCGUCACCUCCUGCGAGAGCAGCUGCUCUUGUGCAGGCUUUAAAUAUCACGGAAAAGCUUGUGAAUCUAGUGGACAUGAGCCUCGGUGCAGAAAGGAUCGGCCUUCCAGCUUAUGCUUGGUGGAACGAAGCUCUUCAUGGUGUUGCCGCGUCGCCUGGGGUCUCGUUCAAUCAGGCCGGACAAGAAUUCUCACACGCUACUUCAUUUGCGAAUACCAUUACGCUAGCAGCCGCCUUUGACAAUGACCUGGUUUACGAGGUGGCGGAUACCAUCAGCACUGAAGCGCGAGCGUUCAGCAAUGCCGAGCUCGCUGGACUGGAUUACUGGACGCCUAACAUCAACCCGUACAAAGAUCCGAGAUGGGGGAGGGGCCAUGAGACACCCGGAGAAGAUCCGGUACACAUCAAAGGCUACGUCCAAGCACUUCUCGAGGGCCUAGAAGGGAGAGAUAAGAUCAGAAAGGUGAUUGCCACUUGUAAACACUUUGCAGCCUAUGAUUUGGAGAGGUGGCAAGGGGCUCUUAGAUACAGGUUCAAUGCUGUUGUGACCUCGCAGGAUCUUUCGGAGUACUACCUCCAACCGUUUCAACAAUGCGCUCGAGACAGCAAGGUCGGGUCUUUCAUGUGCUCAUAUAAUGCCCUCAACGGAACACCGGCAUGUGCAAGCACGUAUUUGAUGGACGACAUCCUUCGAAAACACUGGAAUUGGACCGAGCACAACAACUAUAUUACGAGCGACUGUAAUGCUAUUCAGGACUUCCUCCCCAACUUUCACAACUUCAGCCAAACUCCAGCUCAAGCCGCCGCUGAUGCUUAUAACGCUGGUACAGACACCGUCUGUGAGGUGCCUGGAUACCCCCCACUCACAGAUGUAAUCGGAGCAUACAAUCAGUCUCUGCUGUCAGAGGAAAUUAUCGACCGAGCACUUCGCAGAUUAUACGAAGGCCUCAUCCGAGCUGGCUAUCUUGACUCAGCCUCCCCACAUCCAUACACCAAAAUCUCAUGGUCCCAAGUAAACACCCCCAAAGCCCAAGCCCUGGCUCUCCAGUCCGCCACCGACGGGAUAGUCCUUCUGAAAAACAACGGCCUCCUUCCCCUAGACCUCACCAACAAAACCAUAGCCCUCAUAGGCCACUGGGCUAAUGCAACCCGCCAAAUGCUAGGCGGCUACAGCGGUAUCCCCCCUUACUACGCCAACCCAAUCUAUGCAGCCACCCAGCUCAACGUCACUUUUCAUCACGCCCCAGGACCGGUGAACCAGUCAUCUCCCUCCCCAAAUGACACCUGGACCUCCCCCGCCCUCUCCGCGGCUUCCAAAUCGGAUAUCAUCCUCUACCUCGGCGGCACCGACCUCUCCAUCGCAGCCGAAGACCGAGACAGAGACUCCAUCGCCUGGCCAUCCGCUCAGCUUUCCUUGUUAACCUCCCUCGCCCAGAUGGGAAAACCCACAAUCGUAGCAAGACUAGGCGACCAAGUAGACGACACCCCCCUGCUCUCCAACCCAAACAUCUCCUCCAUCCUAUGGGUAGGCUACCCAGGCCAAUCAGGCGGAACAGCCCUCUUCAACAUCAUCACCGGAGUCAGCUCCCCCGCCGCUCGACUGCCCGUCACAGUCUACCCAGAAACUUACACCUCCCUCAUCCCCCUGACAGCCAUGUCCCUCCGCCCAACCUCCGCCCGCCCAGGUCGGACCUACAGGUGGUACCCCUCCCCCGUGCUCCCCUUCGGCCACGGCCUCCACUACACAACCUUUACCGCCAAAUUCGGCGUCUUUGAGUCCCUCACCAUCAACAUUGCCGAACUCGUUUCCAACUGUAGCGAACGAUACCUCGACCUCUGCCGGUUCCCGCAGGUGUCCGUCUGGGUGUCGAAUACGGGAGAACUCAAAUCUGAUUAUGUCGCCCUUGUUUUUGUCAGGGGUGAGUACGGACCGGAGCCGUACCCGAUCAAGACGCUGGUGGGGUACAAGCGGAUAAGGGAUAUCGAGCCGGGGACUACGGGGGCGGCGCCGGUGGGGGUGGUGCUGGGGGAUUUGGCUAGGGUGGAUUUGGGGGGGAAUAGGGUUUUGUUUCCGGGGAGGUAUGAGUUUCUGCUGGAUGUGGAGGGGGGGAGGGAUAGGGUUGUGAUCGAGUUGGUUGGGGAGGAGGUGGUGUUGGAGAAGUUUCCUCAGCCGCCUGCGGCGGGUUGA
Podospora pseudocomata is the source of this 2304-nucleotide messenger RNA. RefSeq lists its product as uncharacterized. The transcript has 4 exons. The record is from RefSeq and is a predicted model, not a curated record. Gene Ontology annotation, biological process: xylan catabolic process; arabinan catabolic process. Gene Ontology annotation, cellular component: plant-type cell wall. Gene Ontology annotation, molecular function: xylan 1,4-beta-xylosidase activity; alpha-L-arabinofuranosidase activity. Lineage: Eukaryota; Fungi; Ascomycota; Sordariomycetes; Sordariales; Podosporaceae. The coding region runs from base 1 to 2304 and encodes 767 amino acids.